Molecule: messenger RNA, 252 nt
Organism: Loa loa (African eye worm)
Lineage: Eukaryota; Metazoa; Nematoda; Chromadorea; Rhabditida; Onchocercidae
Exons: 2
Coding region: 1-252 (83 amino acids)
Source: RefSeq, a predicted model, not a curated record
AUGCUAGCUAAAAGGAUAGAUAAUAGGCCUUUUUUACUGUCCGUGUGUUAUUGUCCAUGCUGCCCACCUCCGCCACCUCCGCUACCUCCGCCACCGCCACCUCCGCCUCCUCCUUCACGUCCACCACUUCCACCAUCAAUAUCAUAUAUAUUGCCUUACCCAUAUCCGCCACCUCCACCAGAAGUACCAACAGCUUACGUAUGGCAAAGACCUGCAGUACCUGGUUAUGUUUUUGGUCCUCAAAGGCAUUGA